UUUCGAUUUGUUUUCCUGUUUAUAUGAUUUCAUUAAGUUUUCUGUGCAAUUAUUAGUUUACCAUUUCUUCUAGCUUGGCAGACAGAAGGAUAAGAGGAAAUCUGUGGAUUCUGUUCCUGACCUCCAUUUGCUCAGUAAACAUUAUCAACAGGAAAGUUGGUUGCAGUCAUAGACUGAAUUCCUGUCAUCAUUGUCAUCGGUGUCAACAUCAACGUUGAAGUCAGAAAUCGUGAUGGAAGAGAUCUUGAGGCGAUUUGAGUAAUAGAGGGAUCCAUAUGCGUGAUACAGGCUGGUGUAUUGAGAGGGAGGAGGUUGUACAAGGACCAAAAGGGGCUCUGGAGUUGACAGGAUAAUCUGGAAGAAGGACCAGACUGCACAGACCACUAGCAUUUACUUCACCCCACCUCCUUGAAUUGUACAGUAUAUAAGAGCUGGGCAGCAGACUCAGGGUACCAAUCAGCAUCACAUACAGAAGGAUGACUACUGAGUCACUAUGUACAGGAGAGUCACCAUGAUCCGUCUUUCUGCAUCAGCUCUGCUCUACAUUGUCCUCGGGCUCAGUGGGGAUUCAGUCUCUGGUAGAUUAAAUAAUGAUAAAGAGGGUGUGGUGUGCCAGGUCCUCUGUCCUCCAGGCUGGGUGAACUUCGAAAAACGCUGCUUCCAAUACAUUCGACAAGAAAAGACAUGGGUUGAUGCUGAGCUGGACUGUAUCUCAAAGGGAGGAAACCUGGCCUCAGUGCACAGUGAAGAGGAGCAUCAAUUUCUGAAGCAGCAAAUCUCAUCUAAAGAAAUUCCUAUGUGGCUGGGAGGUACCGACUGUUAUAAGGAGGGCACAUGGUUCUGGAGUGAUGGAGCACAAUGGAACUGGGUCAAGUGGAAUACUGGCGAGCCCAACAACGCUGGAAUAGAAAACUGUAUACACCUUAAUUAUGAUCAAGAAGGCUGGAAUGACAUCUCUUGCAACAAUCAAUAUCCUUACAUUUGUGCCCGGACACCUUAGGCAGAAUUUGGUUCUUUGUUGCAGAAUAUCAGGAAGGAUUCAGUUGGAAAUUUAUUUCAUACCCUGAAGUCUACUUCCUUUUUUUUUUUAGAAUCUGAUGUUUGUUUUUCUUUAAUAAAUCGUUACUGCAUUCCAAGUCUUUUAUUGAGUCUGUGUUUGAGUUCACAUAUAUUGUGGAACAAACUCACAGGUAGCAGGGGAUGCAUCAUAACAAAAAUUCUUCUCUUCCUCUAAUUCAUUACUAUACCUCACCUACAGAAAUAAUUAAAAACUAGGUAACUCAGGUUCUGUUUGAAUUAAAGGGGCAAAUGCAGGGGAAAAUAACACAGAAAGUAUCAGAAGAUUUGACAAUGCAGUCCAGGUAGUGAGUAGUCACAGCAAACCAAAUAUACAUUCUUACACUUUAAAUUAACAGGUUUGCAGACAGAAACAAUGAGAACAAGGAACAAAACACAGGACAAGUGAGCUCAAAUGUCCUUCACUUCUCACAUUACACACGUCAUCUCUUCAUCUCAUAUGAGGAGACCUUAGAGGACAGAAAUGCUUACAACAUCAUAAUCUCCUACUAUUCCUUCUAGUGUUUUCCUCACCUGUACUGUUACAUCUCCGGCUGAUAAUCCUCACAGUAAGAUCUCCCAUCUGUAUCCAGGCAGACUAUUAUAUGUUUUAUA
Messenger RNA from Lepisosteus oculatus (spotted gar), 1671 nucleotides. RefSeq names its product lactose-binding lectin l-2-like. The record is from RefSeq and is a predicted model, not a curated record. Gene Ontology annotation, molecular function: signaling receptor activity. NCBI's taxonomy places the organism in Eukaryota, Metazoa, Chordata, Actinopteri, Semionotiformes, Lepisosteidae.